AAUAUGUCCAUCCGUGAAAUUUCCUUGUUACUAAAUAUUCCACAGUCAACUGUUAGUGGUAUUGUAACAAAGUUGAAGGAACUGGGAACAACAGCAACUCAGCCACCAAGUGGUAGGCAACGUAAAAUGACAGAGCGGGGUCAGCACAUGUUGAAGCGCACAGUGCACAGAAGUAGACAACUGUCUGCAAAGUCAGUAGCUAAAGACCUCCAAUCUUCAUGUGGCCUUUAGAUUAACUUCAUGGAAUAGGUUUCCAUGGCCGAGUAGCUGCAUUCAAGCCUUACAUCAGCAAGUGCAAUGCAAGGUGUCAGAUGCGGUGGUGUAAAGCAUGCCGGCACUGGACUCUAG
Staurois parvus is the source of this 348-nucleotide messenger RNA. NCBI's taxonomy places the organism in Eukaryota, Metazoa, Chordata, Amphibia, Anura, Ranidae. The record is from the annotation of a GenBank genome assembly.